AUGCCCGACGAAAUUCCCCUCUCCACCGUUAAGAGCCGCGCGAGCUCCACUGGAGCCCGCAAGGCAAACCAAUCCGCCGCGUCCUUCUCCGACUCGGGCGACCUUGAGAAGAAGCGCAGCAUCUUGCGCGCCGGCGGCCGCAGGAAGGCCCCCGAUGGCCCCAGCAGGGCCGGCACUGGGGAGGAGACCAAGUUGAAUGCUAUGGGCAGGCUCUACACCAGGAUUAUCAACUUCGCGCCUCCCCUCCGCUACCUAGUCUACAUCGUCCCUGUAGGCCUGGCCCUCGCCGUUCCGCUUAUUGUGCUACCCUUGACCGACAACAAGGAUGCCAUUCCCGUCGGUUCCAGGACCGACACAGUCGACGGUGACGAGAUUGCCUGGCUCACCCUCUGGGCCGGCAAGCUUGUCGCCUUUAUCCUUCCUGCUCUUUUCAUGUUCUUCUGCGGCGUUGUGAGCUCCGGAACUCGCAAGUACGCUACUGUCCUCCGAAACCUGGUUCUCCCUCUUUCCUUCUUCUUUUGGGCCCUCGCCUCAUGGCUCACUUUCCGCGGCCUCUUCAAGGAUGCUCUCAACAUCCCAAUUGACUGGUGCCGCAACUUUGAGCGUGUUCUCGGCGCCUCCUUCGUCUCGUCCGCCGUCUACCUCGCCGAGAAGGCCAUUGUCCAACUCAUCGGCAUCUCGUACCACCAGCGCUCUUUCGCGAAUCGUAUCCAUGACUCUAAGCACGAGAUUCGCCUUCUUGGCAUGCUCGGUUCCGCUACCCCCAUGCGCUUGAUCGGAGACGUCGGCCGCCUCGGAGACAAGGUCACCUCUGUUUUUGGCAAUAUUGCCUCGGAGAUUACGGGAAAGCAGGUGUUCAACCCCAACUCGGCCCACUCCAUUGUUGUGGAAGCCCUUGAGAAAGUAAAGUCUUCUGAGGCUCUCGGAAGGCGCAUUUGGAUGUCAUUUGCCGUCGAAGACCAGGAUAGCUUGAAGCUAGAGGAUCUUAUCGAGGUGCUCGGCCCCGAGCACAGGGAGAGGGCCGAGGAGGCCUUCAUCAUGGUGGACGGCGACGGAAACGGCGACAUCAGCCUCGAGGAGAUGGUGCGCAAGGUGACCGAGAUUGGCAAAGAACGAAAGGCGAUUAGCGAGGGCAUGAAGGAUAUCGGCCAGGCCCUCCAGGUAUUCGACAAGGUUCUCCUUUUCGUCGUCCUUUUGAUUGUCGUUUUUAUCUUCCUCGCCUUCUUCCAGUCGAGCUUCAUUACCACCCUAGCCACGGCCGGUACCGCGCUCCUCUCUCUGUCCUUCGUCUUUGCAGUGACUACCCAAGAAUUCCUUGGCUCGUGCAUCUUCUUGUUCGUCAAGCAUCCCUAUGAUGUGGGUGACAGGGUCGAUAUCGCCGCCAACGGCGAGAAGCUGGCCCUCCAGGUCGAGAAGAUUUCCCUCUUGUACACGGUUUUUGUCCGUAUCGACAGGAUGCAAAUUGUCCAAACCCCCAACAUCCAGCUCAACAACAUGUGGAUCGAAAAUGUCUCUCGAAGCAAGGCCAUGAAGGAGUGUGUCGAUGUCAACAUCUCUUACGACACAACGUUUGAUGAUGUGGAGCUGCUGCGCAUGGAAAUGGAAAAGUUUGUCCGCCACCCCGACAACUCGCGCGACUUCCAGCCCGAUUUCAGCAUUGGUGUCGGCAGCGUCGGCGACCUCGACAAGCUCAACCUCAAGAUUGUCAUCAAGCACAAGUCCAACUGGCAUAACGAUGGUGUACGCGCGACGCGCCGUUCCAAGUUCAUCUGCGCUCUCGCAGCUGCUCUCAAGAAGGUGCCCAUCUACGGUCCCGGUGGUGGUAACGAGGCCCUUGGAAGUGUGGGUAACCCUUCGUACUCGGUGACGGUGACGGAUGAACACGCCGCGAAGAACCGCCAGGAUGCUAGCGAUACCAAGGAGUCUAAGCGUAUGGUUGCCACCAACAUCCCUGACCCGCUCUCUACUGCUGAGGCUCUCAAUGCCCCGCCCGGUGGCGACGAUUGGUUCAACCGCGACGACAACAAGACGAUCAAUCCUCCCGAGCACACCCGUGUGUCACUCGACCGCGGCGAUUCGACGGAUUACAUGAAGCGCAAUGAGAGCCACAAGGGCUUGAGGAAGGCGGGCGAGAGCCUGUCCACUGGCUCGGUGCACUCGAGGACUGGUGCGCCGCCGAUGAGCAUCAACACGGCCAUGGAACAUCCCAUCGGCAGGACCACUUCGCGCCGAACGUACGACGAGGAAGCGCAGCUCGGGUCGCCCCGAUCGCCCCGGUCCCCUCUCCAGCCUGGCGGCUUCGCGCAGUCGGCUGUGAUGGGUGGGAUGAUGCAGUCGUCGGCUUCGGGAUACUCGGUCUACCCGAUGGGCAGCGUCCAAGAGGUUCCGACCCCGGGUGUCCACCCCUCCAGUCGAACCACACCGCCCUAA
Parascedosporium putredinis is the source of this 2430-nucleotide messenger RNA. The record is from the annotation of a GenBank genome assembly. Lineage: Eukaryota; Fungi; Ascomycota; Sordariomycetes; Microascales; Microascaceae.